AUGGCCACAAACAGCUUCAUAGCACGAGAGUCGUGCGAUUCCAAGACGGCACCUCUCGCCUAUCCCUCGACAAAAGAGCGUCUCUCGAGCUUCAACAGCCGACAGCUUUAUGACGAUGCGGACAACGACUCCUUACGACAGAGCCCGCACAUCCUACUGAUCAAGGAGACCACGCAUGUCGAGCUGUUCUACGACUUGUUCUUCGUUGCGAAUUUAGCCGUCUUCACACAAAUACACUCAGUCACCGAUGAACGGACCCUCGAACAAUACAUUUGCUUCGUAUAUGUGCUCUGGUUUUCCUGGUAUCAAGUCACGCUUUACGACGACGAAGCGUUGUUCAACUUCGUCCUUAGACCGUGGCUCGCGCCCUCUGCAACAUUAUUACUGUUCUCUGACAUGGCUACCGAAGAAGAACUUCUCGAGAAUGAGGGACAGAUCACCAAUGGUGACGGCCGCCACGAUUCUGCCGCUCACCUCGACCCAUCUACCACUGAUCAAGAGCGCGACCCACCAAACAUCGGCAUUGUUCCAGCGCUCAUGGAAGACUGGCCCGACGUCAACAUCCCAUUGCAUUUUGAUCAACGGGUCCGUCUUCUACGGAGAGAUGAUGACAGCAGAAGCAAUGCUAUGAUGAGAGCCAUACAACAGCAGUGGCAGGACUUUCUCCGCGUCAAGGAUAUGUCAGCUUUCAUCGCGGCUUGCAAAGUGGCAGAAUGGCGGCAGCCAGGAAUACAUCGUAGACCUCCGUUCAUCGCGGUCUUCGUUCCAGAGCACGACCUACACAAACUACCUCGGGUACAUGGCGAGAUCGUGAGGAUACUCAGAUAG
Messenger RNA from Pseudocercospora fijiensis CIRAD86, 828 nucleotides. RefSeq lists its product as uncharacterized. Lineage: Eukaryota; Fungi; Ascomycota; Dothideomycetes; Mycosphaerellales; Mycosphaerellaceae. Bases 1 to 828 code for a protein of 275 amino acids. The record is from RefSeq and is a predicted model, not a curated record. The transcript is spliced from 5 exons.